Molecule: messenger RNA, 1199 nt
Organism: Cynara cardunculus var. scolymus (artichoke)
Lineage: Eukaryota; Viridiplantae; Streptophyta; Magnoliopsida; Asterales; Asteraceae
Product: U3 small nucleolar ribonucleoprotein protein IMP4
Exons: 9
Coding region: 171-1052 (293 amino acids)
Biological process (GO): rRNA processing
Cellular component (GO): Mpp10 complex; nucleolus; small-subunit processome
Molecular function (GO): snoRNA binding; rRNA primary transcript binding
Source: RefSeq, a predicted model, not a curated record
AUUGCACAAAACGUAAUAGUUGUGUGACAAACAUCCUAUUUUAUAGCGACUCCUAAAACCCUAACGGACUCCUGGCAACUGCACGAAAGAACACAAAACCCUAGUUCUUCGAUUACAUAUUCGCUCCAAGGUGGAGGCACUGCAAUUGAUUGUUUGUCUGAGGAGAAGGUAUGUUGCGAAGGAAUGUGAGGUUGAGAAGAGAGUAUCUGUACAGAAAAAGUUUGGAAGGCAAAGAACGUUUGCUUUACGAGAAGAAGCGCAAAAUCAAACAAGCUCUUGAAGAGGGGAAACCAAUUCCAACUGAACUUAGAAACGAGGAUGCUGCUCUUCGCCAAGAAAUCGACCUUGAAGAUGAACGAACUGCAGUUCCAAGGUCAACCAUAGAUGAUGAAUAUGCCAAUGCUAAUGAACGAGAUCCAAAAAUCCUGCUAACCACAUCUCACGACCCAAGUGCUCCCCUUAAACAGUUUGUAAAGGAAUUGAAGCUUGUCUUCCCUAAUUCACAACGAAUGAACCGUGGUGGUCAGGUUAUUUCUGAAAUAAUUGAGACUUGCCGAGCACAUGACUUUACAGAUGUUAUACUAGUUUACGAACAUCGUGGUGUACCGGAUAAGAUAGUUAUAAGUCACCUACCUUUUGGUCCAACUGCUUACUUUCAGAUUCUCAAUGUGGUUACUAGACAUGACAAUAAAGACAAGAAGGAAAUGGGAACUGUUUCUGAGGCUUAUCCGCAUCUGAUUCUUAACAACUUCUCGACCAAGAUUGGUGAAAGGACUGCAAACAUCUUGAAGCAUCUCUUUCCAGUGCCCAAGCCUGAUUCCAAACGCAUCAUCACUUUUGCUAAUCAGGCAGAUUAUAUUUCCUUCAGGCAUCAUGUGUAUAGACAAAGUGGAGGGCCAAAAUCAAUUGAUCUGAAGGAGGUUGGUCCAAGGUUUGAAUUACGAUUGUAUCAGAUAAAGCUUGGAACGGUUGAUCAAGAGGAAGCACAAACCGAAUGGGUGUUAAGAUCGUUCAUCAACACGUCCAAGAAGCAAAAAGUACUCGGUGGAUGACACAAACAAACAAUGUAAUCCGUCCGCCAAGGGGGGUAUUUUUGAUCCAAAAGACGUGUGCUAUUUUUGAAAACUUGCAAGACAAAAGAAGAUGAUACCUACAUGAUUAUCCUUGGUUUUAUUUAAUGAUAAAUUUUUUGAAGGAAA